GUCCUCUAUUAGUCAGCUGUGAUACGUAAUGUAAAUAAAUACUGCCUUAUCUCAGGUUGAUUGUAUAACCUAAAAUCAGCACUGUCAUUGAUUUUCUUUUUUAAAUAACAUUUUUAAAACAUGUAAUUAGGGGAAGAAAAUAAAGUUAAUCUAUAUUGUGUUAAGGUCACAUUCAUUUUUCAUAAACUGCACCAAGGACAUCAAGAAAUGACUGAAAAAUCUGGAUGCGGUGAAUUGCAACAAUUAGUCCAAGAAGAAGAAUGCGAAGAGCCAUUAGGUCCUGGUGGUGAAGCAACUCCGCCAUCAACACCAGCCAGAUCAAAGAAUCCAAAUAAAAAUGAUACACAUAGUUCUCAUGUAUCGCAACAGGUAUUAUGGGAAAGUAAUACGCAGACUUCCCCUAUUGUUAGUAAAGGAAGUUCUGGUCAAGCAACAAGUCAAGGGUCUAUGGUUUCUGGCAGAGCAGUAAAUCUUUCAAAUUAUGGCAAUCAGUCUCGUUUAAGUUAUGUGAAUGAGAAGGAAAAACAGAGAUCCAAUAGACCAGAAUCAUCAAAAUUGAAUCGCCAACAUAAGGGUGUGGCGCCGUGCAAACAUCAUUGCUUUUUAUCAGAGGUUCCGGAUGUGCGACGUAUGGAGCAGGCGUUGUUGCAACUUCUGGAAGAUUUUCAUAGCGGUAAUUUGCGCGCAUUUGGAAAGGACUGCAGCAUGGAGCAAAUGACAGAAAUACGAGAGCAACAGGAACGACUAGCUAAACUUCAUUUCGAAUUAGGCCAAAGACAAGACAUCAGCGGAGAACAAGCCGGAAGUCGACACUCUGGUGCUAACAUGCGUCAUUUAUUGCACCGUCUUCAGCAGCUCAGUAUAUGUAUCGAAAAAUUGCACAGUAAAUAGUUACAUAACAAUUAUUCAUAUGUAUGUGAGAUACAAGUAAUGAUACGUUCAUAUUGCACGUAUAUAAGUUAUUACUGUAAUAUAAAUAAUUCCAUUUUAUUUUAAAAUAAAAAUGAAACGUGCUGAAAGAUCGUAAAUCGGUCGCUUUGAAAUGUAAUAUUUAGUGUAAGAACACUUAUCAUGAAUUAAAAUCUAUUUUUACAUACGAAAAA
Megalopta genalis is the source of this 1103-nucleotide messenger RNA. RefSeq lists its product as uncharacterized. The record is from RefSeq and is a predicted model, not a curated record. NCBI's taxonomy places the organism in Eukaryota, Metazoa, Arthropoda, Insecta, Hymenoptera, Halictidae.